Molecule: messenger RNA, 1965 nt
Organism: Pelagomonas calceolata
Lineage: Eukaryota; Pelagophyceae; Pelagomonadales; Pelagomonadaceae
Source: the annotation of a GenBank genome assembly
AUGGCCUUCUCGUCGCCGUACUUGGCCGCGGCCCAGGCGAAGAGUUUCGGGGUCGUUAAGACGGCGCCGCCGCCUUCUCCUUCCGGUACUGGUGAGGUGAAGAGCUUGUCGACGGCGGCUCUGUUUCUUCUUACUGCCGGGCCGACCUCUACCGAAUAGGAAGGUUGGAGGUAGAACUUGAUCGUUUUCACCCAGCCGAAGGUCAGGACCCAGAUCGCAAAAUCCAGGAUCCAGAUGAACCAGGCGAGGGGGUUCAGUAAUAAUGCGAGCGACGGCGUCGACGACGCUUUGAACGUUUUGCCGCUGGACAUGGUUUUGGAUGGCUCGGCGGCGCUGACGAUAACGGUUGAUGACUGAGAUAUCCGUUCACGCGCUGGCGGCGCGUCGCUGCGGGCGCUGACCCCACACGUGUCAAAAUAACGUGCUGUGAGCUCACCGGGCGCUCGCUGACGGUUUCCUUGCGCAGUCAGCUGUCGGCUCGGGAUUCCGAGCUUCCUGCUGUCGCGUCGGCUAGCGCGGGCGUGUGAAUACGCCUUGCCUCUCCGUGGGAGAGAGCUGGAUGCGGCGCCGGGUUUUUCGCGAAUAGCCGUCGGAGGCCGCGAGAGCGCUUCCGGUCGGUGGCGCAGGCACAGAAGGCAAUCCUGCGCGCGGCUAGUGCGAUUUUGACUGCAUGCAGCGCCUCUGGCACAGCGCACUGUGAGAGGCGACGUGUUGUAGGCCCAGACGCGCGCAAGACCGGGUCGACGCACCGUCGGCGCGUCCCGAACUCCAAAACCACCGCGUGUGUCGCGCACGGGCUGCGUUCGCGCGCCCGGGGCAGCGUUGCAAGCGACAGAGCUUGGUCAGGAGCGCCGCCGCCGCGUCGUCAUGGCCGCCGCCGCCUUCGCCCCGGUUUCAACAGGAAUACUGGUACCAGCGGACGCGGCCGACCAGUACCCGGAGUCCUUCGACAAGACCUUCAAGCAGACCCUCGUCAAGACCAUCGACGGCUUCGACGAACAAGCGUACAGAGAGCGCUACGCCGAUUGUGAAUUAGAUGAACACACGACGGAAGUCCACAGAGUUGAGUCAGCACCGGUCGUCAAGGCUGGCGCCGUGCAGAAGCUCUUCUCGAAGCCGCGGCGACGGGCCGAGAUCUUGUCCUGGCAUUUAAGAAGGCAGGGCAAGUGGCAGGACGCGAAGAAGUUCGAUGCGACGUUGAACGCUGUUCGUAAGCCUCCCAAGGAAGAUCCCAUGCUCAAGGAGCGGUCGAGGUUCUGGAGGCGGCACGCGCCUCCUAGGUUCAAAUUGGAGGCGAUUUCGGCCACGCAAGAUCGCCGUGAUUUACAUCGGGACCCGCCAGUCCUAACCUGGGGCACGGAACAUGAAGCGAUGCAGCGGGACGCGUCUCCACGCAUCAAAGAAGCUUAUAGACAGAAAGCUGCUGAAAGAGAUAGACAAAUGGCCAUUCGAGAAGCAGAAGAGCUACUGAGGGACGCCUGCGAUAGUAGGGAUGCGGACAGUGUGGACCAUGCGCUACGCCAGGCCAAACACGUAGGCGUGCCUCGCGAUUCGGAGGCCUAUGAACUUGCUAAAUUUGUGCAGAAGGAUCUCGUGAGGCAGCGGGCCUACGACGAGAAGCAGGCUCUGCUGAAGCGAGACAAGCAGGAGGUCGAGAAUGUCGGCAAGUACCUCUGGAAGGCGCGGCACUACACGGACCCGACGUGCUUCGGGACUGAUGACGACAUCGUGCGAAGCGCGAGAGAGGCACAGAUGGACCUCGCCGACGGCUCCGUGUCGACCAUAAAGUCGAACGUGAACCCCAAGAAGCUGCCGCCCGCCAUCAAGCCGCACGCCGAGACCUUCCAUCCACAGCGCGUGCGGCACCACUACACGCCCGGGUCGCCCACCGUCACGGUGGAACGGGCCGGCGCCGUCGUCUGCAAGCGCGCUACGCCUCAUAGAGCCAGGCGGCGCUACCCCUAG